Bolinopsis microptera is the source of this 765-nucleotide messenger RNA. Its product is annotated as androgen-induced gene 1 protein-like. Bases 3 to 659 code for a protein of 218 amino acids. The record is from RefSeq and is a predicted model, not a curated record. Gene Ontology annotation, cellular component: endomembrane system; membrane. Lineage: Eukaryota; Metazoa; Ctenophora; Tentaculata; Lobata; Bolinopsidae. The transcript has 2 exons.
AGAUGCGUGAGAAAUGGUUUUACAACUCCAUGUUUUUGUACCAUGUGUUUGUGGUAUGGUACCGGUUCCAGUUUCCAAUGGUCAGCGAUGAGGACAGGACUUUUGCUGGAAGGUGGAAGUUUCUAACUCACUGGAACGCCAUGUUACAGAUAGCCUACUACACGUGUUGUGGGCUCCUUGUCAACUCCAACCUACUGGACAAGUGGGAGCCUGUCCGGGACCAAGCCUUCCACAUCGUCAUCCUGCCUCUCAGCGUGUUUGUGAGUCUCAUGUUCUGGGGUCUCUACAUCUACGACAGAGACCUGGUGUUCCCAGCCCACCUGGACAAGGUGGUAACACCUUUCUUUAACCAUCAGAAACACAGCGCUGUGGUUCUCUGGACCUUCCUUGAGGCGGCUAUAGUACACCACAACAAACCCGGACACUUAGAGGGACAUUUUAUAGCAGGACUGUUCUGUGCUACAUAUCUAGCAGUGGUGUUAUGGGUCCAUGCAGCGGGGGGAGUGUGGGCUUAUCCUGUGCUGGGACUCAUGAGCUGGGCGGGUAAGGCCCUGUUUUCUGGUGUUAGUAUUUUAGUGUACCUGGCAUUUUAUAGGGUGGGUCUUGUUUUUAGUGAGCUGUUACAUGACCCGCCUUUUUCUAUUUCCAAGUUGGAUUAACUUUGGAGAGAGUUUAGGUGUUUAUUUAACUUUAUUAUAAAUUACUUGUUUUUGAGUUGCGUUAUUUCGAGAUUUAGUUUACUUUUUUUGUACUUUUACUAUUCUG